Messenger RNA from Closterium sp. NIES-65, 867 nucleotides. The record is from the annotation of a GenBank genome assembly. Lineage: Eukaryota; Viridiplantae; Streptophyta; Zygnematophyceae; Desmidiales; Closteriaceae.
AUGGACAGCGGUUGUACCCAACACAUGACGAACCAGAAGGAGUGGCUGAGAAAUUUCAGAGCAUCACCGAUACCGUAUGUGCUGUUGGGAGACGAGGGGAAACUUCCUAUGAAAGGGGAAGGAGACCUAGUGCUGCAAAGUGCUUAUGGUGAGGUGAAGCUGGACAACGUGCUGCUAGUGGACAAGCUCACGCUCAACCUCAUUAGCCAAUCGCAGGUGGAUAGUGGUGGAUGCAAAACUUUCAGCGACAAGGGGAGCAUAUGGGUCUUUGGAGCGGAUUGGAAGGUAAUAGCGGAGGGAUCACGCAAGCAAGGGCUGUACGAGAUGAAGCUGCACGAGAAACAGAGUGGGGACAAGGUCACGUACCUGGCUGAACCGGAAGCGGGUAAGGUGGCACGAGAUGAGCUCCGCACCAAGUUCGAAAGGGUGCCGAUCAAGGAGUUGCAGCAGCAGGCGCUUCCUAUGGCAGCAGCAGUGAGCACGGUGGACGUCAACCUGCUGCAUAGGAGGAUGGGCACGCUGACCGGAAAAGUCACGACGACCAGAGAUGUUACCUUCUACGAGCAAGACACCUACUUGGAGUGGAAGGGACGGAAACAAGGAGCUGUUGCAAAGGAAGCGACAGCAGCACCAACUCCACUGGAGGAGAUGAUAGAUGGGAGUGAGAAGGAGGGGAUAGGGGCAGCCAAUGGAAGCGGUGACAAUGACGACUACGAAGACCACACUACACCGGGCUUCGAAUGGGUAUGGGAGGUGCAGGAGUUGUCCUCACCUUCAACUGCUGUGGAAGAGGGUGAAGAAGAAUAUGAUAAGGGAGAAGAAGCGGGUGACAACGCAACAAAUGAAGCCGGUGAGGAAGAAGCUUAA